AUGACGCAGCAACACCAUCAGCGGUUCUUCUCCAAUCCCAAAGAGAUACUCCAGGCGAGCGACCCACACCAAGAGCUCAUUGCUAGCCUAGAGCGUAUCAACACCCACAACCCCCCGGUUCAUACGUGUUCGACUGGCUGGACUUUCCACGGCUUCUACACGGGGCCUACCUCGAUCGCGUACCUGUUCCACCGUCUUUCCGAGCUGUAUCCGGAUCUCGAGUUCAAGCAGCAACCAUUGCGCGAAUGGUGUCAGGAAUAUCUCAAUCUCUCCAGUCAUACCAACAAUUCGCCGCCAUCUCCUAACAAUUGUGGAAUCGCAAAUGAGACCCUUGUUCAUCUAGCUCUGACAGCUGUAAGCCAGCAGGAAGCGGGCCUCGUCAAGCAGCUUUGUUUGUUCGGGCCUUCCAUCAACUCUACUCAGGACGAUGGAUCCAAUGAAUGGAUGUAUGGUCGAGCUGGGUAUCUUUAUCUCCUGAGGCUCUGUCGUCCGGUGGUUCGAGACAAGUCGCAUUCAUCUACAGCCUCCUUGCUAGAGACCACGAUCGAAAGCACGGUCCAUAGAAUCUGCAAGGUACCACAGCCUUGGACUUGGCAUGGGAAAAGAUACCUCGGGGCUGCUCACGGGACCAUAGGAAUAAUCUGCCAAGUCAUACUAUCCAAGCCCUCAGUCGCGCCCAGUUUUGAAAACAUAAUAUCCAAUCUACUGGACAAGCAGUUUGAGAGUGGAAAUUUUCCAUCGUCGCUUCCGGCUGGGAAUGACAGGCUGGUGCAGUUCUGCCAUGGGAGCCCAGGAAUUCUUUUAAGUCUGCGCUCUUUACAGCCUCUCUUCCCACGGCUCCAGAGCAAGAUCCAGGAGGCCAUUGAAAAAGCGCAAGGGGAUAUAUGGGAGCGCGGAGUUCUUCGCAAGGCUCCAUCGCUCUGUCAUGGUCUGGCUUCCAACGCGUUAGCUCUCGACGAUGAUCAGCAGUUUGAAGUGUUUCUCUCGUGUCUGUGCAGCACGUCGAUGGAAAAACUGGGUUGGAUGAAGGUAAAGGGGAGAGGUGAUGAAUUUGCCAGCCUCUACACCGGGGAAGCAGGUCGAGCCUGGACGUGGGCCAUCGCAGAUCGGCGGUUGCCCAGGACAUGUAUUGGAUAUAAUGACUUAUGA
Molecule: messenger RNA, 1149 nt
Organism: Neoarthrinium moseri
Lineage: Eukaryota; Fungi; Ascomycota; Sordariomycetes; Amphisphaeriales; Apiosporaceae
Exons: 1
Coding region: 1-1149 (382 amino acids)
Biological process (GO): carbohydrate metabolic process; peptide modification
Cellular component (GO): plasma membrane
Source: RefSeq, a predicted model, not a curated record